CCGACGGCCACAUCAAAUCUGGGGGUCUAGCGUGUGACCCUGUUAUUUCUAUCCUGCAAUAAAAUAGCUGUGUAAUCCUAGAUAAGUUCUGCAUUGUUAAAACGGUAAAAUAAAUAAUUGGUGGUGUGAUAUAUGUGUAAAAUAUGGAACGUGCAACAGGAACAGAAGUAUACGGGUGUGGCUCGUCCCAUUCGACGGACAUAACGCUAAAUAUACAAACGACAACGGGUGGUAGUUUCUCUAUUAGUGUGAACGGUAAAAACACAGUGGAACAUUUAAAAAAGCUCGUUUCCAAAAAACUAAAAGUGUCAAAGGACAGAAUAUGUCUUCUUCAUCGCGAAAGACAAUUGAGAGAUGGUACUCUACAAGAAAACGGCUUACUCGAUGGGUCGCGGGUCAUUUUACUUCCGAGUGUCGAGACGGGCCUUCUGAGUCAAAGGCCCGAAAACUCGGUGAUGCAAGCUCUGGAGUCGCUUAAUGACUCACAAGUCAAUGAUUUUCUGAGUGGCAAAUCUCCUCUAAAUUUGACCAUGAGAUUAGGUGAUCAUAUGAUGUUAAUACAAUUGCAGUUAUCAACUUUGAACUCUAGUUCAUCAAGUGGCUCUCGGACUUUAAAGACAUCCACAUCAAGUAAAAGUUCACAUAUAAGAAACAAGUGUGAUUCGAGGGACACUUCACAGUCAUCUCAUAAAUCAUCACAUUGUGAAGAAUCAGUUGGGCAGAGUGAUAGGAAUAAACAAGAAAAUCAGAUGACUAGUUUACAAAAGCAGGAUCUAGAUAUGUUACAGAAUGCCUUUGAUUUAUAUCGUACAAUGGCUGAAGAGAAAUUUGCAGGAAAAUCAAGUACAGUCAAAGAGGAACCGACAGAUACAUCAAAAUGUUCACUUUCAGAUUUGUCAGACACAUUAGAAAGUGAACAGUCUCCUAUUAAAUCUCUAUCUAAUUUGGUGUCUAGUCCAAUUGAUACAAAUACCUCUGAAAAUAGAGGUUUGACUGUAGCAAGUUCUGUCAAGAGUAGUUUAAUAGACUUAUUAUCGAGUAAUAAAUUACCAAUGGAAUCUGUGCCCUCAACCAGUGCCAUGUGUGAUAAAGUCUGUCCGACGACUUCACAUGUUUCAGACAGUUCUGUUAGUGAUGACAGUGACAAUUUCACUGACCAAAGUUCAUUCCUUGCCGAGAGCACUAUAGAUGAAUAUCCAAUGGAGAAUUUAUUUAACAGUGCCGUUGAUAAAGGCUUGUUCAAUGAACAGGAUGAGUCGAUGAUGGACAGGGAGAUAUCUAAUUUAGCCACCACAAGUCAUGGGACACAGGAGACACAAGCAACUUUGCCUUCAUUCCAAAGUUUGAACGAACCAUUAAAAAAUAAGCGUUUCCAGUAUCUUCUUCAUAAAACCUCAAAAUUUAAACACCCGAUUGGUCACAAUAAGCAGAAAGCUUUCAUGCAAUCUGUUGCAAAUAAGCACAAGAAAAAGAUUUCUCCAAUCAGUAGUCAGUCAGAUGCAAUUUUCUCACACCAAUCAACCUCUAGAAACGAAUUGUGUGCCAGUGCAAAAAAACAAAUCCAGUCAGAACAUAUAUCACUACCAUCUACUUCAAAACAAAUACCUUUUAGAGCUCCAGAGGCACCUAAAAAGCCACAGAGAGCAUCUCCCACUCCACCUGUUGAUACAAAAGCUCUGAUAGAGGCAUCAAAAAAUUUAACACAAAAAUUAAAGAAAUUAUCAAAGGAGGUACUAACCAACAAGAUUGAUCUCAAAACAGUGGAAUCAGUGCGCUCGAAAAUAGGUCCAGGGGCAGUGAUAGAAUCCAUGAAACACCAUGGGAAAGGAAUAUAUUCCGGCACAUUCUCGGGAACACUGAAUCCAGCUCUUCAGGACAGAUAUGGACGACCAAAAAGAGAUAUUUCUACAAUUAUUCAUAUACUGAAUGACUUGUUAUGUGCAGCACCGCCCAUUCCUUUACCACAGAAGGAAUCAAAACACUCUUGUGCAACUAUAAAUCUCGAUGAAGAUAAAAAAUGCCUAGGCUGCAGUCAACCAUCUUGUUCAUAUGGAUUAUGUGAUGGCCACCUUCCGUCUACUUCAAGUAAAAACUGUAUAUGCGAUCAUAAAACAUGUCAAUGCAAUCGACUAGACCCAAAUGUGUGCAUUUCAUGUGAAGGCAAAUCAAUACCUGGGGAAACUUGCAAGAAAUGCGAUAUGGCAAAGGCGUUAGCAAUUGAAAAUACAAAAACGAAAUGCAAACUUGAACAAUUAAGACUUGUCAUGCAGCAAAAGAAACAGAGACGGGAGGCCCGCAAGUUAAAAACUCUGCCGUAUACCACACCGACUAAAGCUAUAACAGCGACAGAGCAACAAACUGCCAUACAGGAAGAAAUAGAGACUGUUGCUUAACACCAAAUAAUUUUAUUAUAACUGCAUCUUGCUAGGGCUAGUGCACUCUCAAAAACUAAUGUUUUGAUUUACAGUUUAUUGUUAUUUUGAUUACAGUUAAAAUUAGUUUUGUAUUUGAAAACACUAAUGGUUCCAUUUAAAAUGGGCGUCCAGUGUGUUAACAUGCUUUCAUUGAGAGCUUGCAGAUUGUAUAUUAUAUCGUUACCUGUAUAUUUUUAAAAUUGACGAAUAUUUUUUUAACACUAAAAAUUCGUUGAUAUUACAACUUUUUAAAACUGCGCAUUGGCGAGUUACGUAGCUUUAUCGCGUGUUGCAUUUGAAGGUUGGCAACAAUAUAUAUAUUCUAAAUUACCAUAUUUAAUAGUUUGAUGAGUAGAAAUUAAGCGCUAUUAUGCAUGUACAAAAUAUGAAGGAACUAGCGAAAUCAUAGUUGAUAGUAUAACUAAUCGCGUAGGGUACUGAUUGAUAUUGCCUGGUGCGGCAGAAAUGAAUUUUUGUUGUUUUAUUUUAGAUUAUAUUUUAUUAUAUUAUUUUGGGACUGUCAAGUUUUAGACUCGUGUACCUAGUUAAUUUUUUUUCCAGAUCGAUGUUGAUUUAUGUACAUUUUGAAGGUUUUUGAUGUUAAGAACUUAAUUUUCACUCUUUUGGAGUAUAAACAUUUUCACGAGUAUAUUAAUUCUUCUACCAUUACACAAAUUUAGUAGAAAAUAAUUAGCACUGUUAUCUUUAGUUACUUUUUUGUUUUAUUAUUUCUUUAUUUUCCAAACUGUUGUUUUAAUAAAUGUUUAUUUUUCAUUAUACCUUUUUCUAGUUUGUUUUACUUUUCUUUGUUUUUACUAAUUUGUAAAUUAUUUACAAUGACUAAGAACACCAAUCAAUAUUUAUUGCAAUAAGAAGAUAAUAUUAUUACAAGCCUAUAAAAUGAUAUAUUAUAGUGCAUAACAAGCUUUGUAUAUAAGUAAUAAAUAGAUACAUAGAAACGCUUACUAUUUUCUUUCUGUUUGUAAAAACGAAAAAUGUACUUUAAAUUGUUGUCGCUACAGAACAUUAGCAAACCACUUUUAAUACACUAUUUAAUUUUCAAUAUUCUGUGGAUGUCGGAUAUUGUCUGAAAUAAAAGUUUUGAUGGAAUUUGAUUGCAUAGUGUGAAAUAUAUUUUAAAAUUUAAAUGUUAAUCUAGUGUUCCGUCAGUAACGGUAUAUCGAGAUGUGGUUUAUUUACCGCUAUAUUUUAUCUGGUAUUUUGUUAAGAAAUCUAUUUUAGUAAAACAGGGAUAUGAGAUCUAUUCUCUAGGGAUAGUUCGGAGAUUGUUAUAAAUCAACACGAUGUGGGGUUACGUCUUAGUCUUCCGUAACUUAUUUUACGUUGCAGUUGUACGAAUCCUACCUUGGCGAGGGACCAAGAGACAAGCUAAUAUAAAAACUCGAUUCCGCAACUGUUAUCAAAAGCAAUAAAGUUUUCCUUACAUUGCCGUUGAGUAACGCAAAGUGCCUAUUGAUGUGUAGUGAAGUAUACUUACAUAAUUAUAAGUGUUGUGCCAUAUGAAGUUUUUAGGUUCAUUAUAAAACAAUUUUAACAUGUGGCACCUACAUUACCCUUGUUUUGAUUCGGUUCUAACGAUAAGAUCUCAUGAAACAAUUGUAUAUACUUUUUUUUACAAUGAAAGACGCACUUAAAGUUGUAAUAACACUUUCGUUACCAUAUUUCCAUAAUCGUUUCGCUAUCCGACUAUUUCAUAUUUAAUGGCUAUUAUUUCACAGGGUUCAAGCAAAAAAUAGCAAAUUGUUUUUGUCUUUGUAUUUUGCAUGUCUAGUAAAGAGAAUAAAGUUACAUACUAAA
Molecule: messenger RNA, 4232 nt
Organism: Melitaea cinxia (Glanville fritillary)
Lineage: Eukaryota; Metazoa; Arthropoda; Insecta; Lepidoptera; Nymphalidae
Gene: stx
Product: midnolin homolog
Exons: 5
Coding region: 144-2393 (749 amino acids)
Cellular component (GO): nucleus
Molecular function (GO): protein binding
Source: RefSeq, a predicted model, not a curated record